GAUAGUCAUGUGAUACAAAUACUAACUCGACGCAGAGAGCUAGAGAGAGGCAGUAUACUGGGAUGGACAGGCUGUUUGGGAAGAGAAAGACUCCGGAGGAGCUGCUUCGGCAGAACCAGCGAGCCUUGAACAAGGUAAUGCGGGAGUUGGACCGGGAGAGGGCCCAGCUGGAGAAACAGGAGAAGAAACUAGUCGGCGACAUCAGGAAGAUGGCCAAGAGCGGGCAGAUGGAGGCGGUGAAGAUCAUGGCCAAGGAUCUGGUGCGAACGCGGAGUUUCGUGAAGCGGUUCAUACUGAUGAGGGCCAACAUCCAGGGCAUCGCGCUCAAGAUUCAGACACUAAAGUCGCAGGCUGCCAUGGCAAAUGCCAUGAAAGGGGUGACAAAAGCCCUGCGCAAUAUGAACAAGAAGAUGAACCUCCCCCAACUCCAGAAGGUCAUGAUGCAGUUUGAGCGAGAGAGCGAGAUCAUGGAUCUCAAGGAAGAGACAAUUUCCGACACCAUCGAUGACGUCAUUGGCGACGACGGUGAAGAGGAGGAGUCAGAGGUCAUAGUCCAACAAGUUCUGGACGAGUUGGGAAUUUCCCUGGACCACGAACUCUCUGAUAUCACGCCUGGUCUCGAGAAACCUCACAUCCAACAGACUCAGGCACAGGCCACGGUCAACAAGACUCGGUUCUAUGGUUACGAUCAACUCGGCCAGUGGGACGAGAAUGCUCGCAUGCCGUAUGUUAUGAGACUGAAGGAAGAAGACCACAAGAAAUGCGUUGAAGAGAAUCGUUGUCCGACCUUUGCACCCGCCCGUGCCGAGAUUGGGUGCAAGAAUGGGGUGGCGGCAGAGUACGAGUGUAGCAAUGUUGAUUUGCAAUCGUUUGUGCCUUAUUAUGACUUGGGAUGUGGUGGUGAUUUGAACGACAUAUGGGGAUGGGCUGACCCUGAGAGUGGAAGGGAGUAUGCGUUGGUUGGUUGUGAUGAUGGAACUUCAUUUGUGGACGUGACAGACCCUAACAAGCCCGGUAUGCUUGGAUUUUUGAGAACUCACACUUCCAGCAGUCUCUGGAGAGACAUCAAGGUCUAUAGCAACUAUGCCUUCAUUGUCAGCGAGGCAGCCGGUCACGGCAUGCAGGUUUUCGACCUCUUGCAACUACGUGAUCUCCAACCAAGUGAGGAGGGCCCAAUUUUUGAACUGAAAGAAACUGGCCACUACAGCGAAAUGGGCAACACCCAUAAUAUUGUGGCUAAUGAAGAAACUGGGUAUAUGUAUGCCGUUGGUACCAGGACUUGCGGCAGCGGGCUCCAUAUAGUUGACGUUCGAGACCCCACCAACCCGACCUUUUCUGGUUGCUACGGCAAUGACGGCUACGUGCACGACGCACAGUGUGUGGUCUACUCCGGGCCGGACAGCACCUACGUCGGGCGCGAGAUUUGCUUCUGUUACAACGAAGAUACUCUGACGAUUGUCGACGUUCAAGACAAAGAGAACAUCGAACUCUUGUCUAGGACUGGAUACAGUGGCUAUCAAUACACCCAUCAGGGAUGGCUGAUAGAGGACCAGACCUAUCUCUUGCUGAACGAUGAAUUGGACGAAUUGAGCGGUUCAAAUCCUCACACACGUUCUAUGAUCUGGAAUGUGGAAGACCUGAAUAAACCCGUUUUGGAAUAUUCGUUUUAUUCCGAGGAGGAAGCUACUGAUCAUAACCUUUAUAUUAAGGAAGGCAUAGCGUAUGAAGCCAACUACUGCGCUGGUCUGAGGGUUUUGGAUGUCACAAAUAUCAAGGAGAGCGACGGUGUUAAGGAGCUCGGUUUCUUCGACCUAUGUCCCGAGUGUGACACGCCCGGUUUCCAUGGCGCCUGGUCGAGCUAUCCCUACUUUGAAAGUGGUAACAUCAUUGUCAGCAGCAUCGAACGAGGGCUGUUUGUCCUGCGUUAUAAUCCGGAAUAACAACAACAAGAAGCCGCCCGGCCAGAACCAAUUUGUGUUUUUUAAUAGGCAGAACAUUUUGACUGUGUGAACUACUAUAUACUACUUAACAUUAACUUCUAUGGUUGUGUUUGUGAAAAAAUGGUUAAUGAUGUCAAUCAAAAAACCAUUCUGUGUCUACGAGGUCAGGUGUGUAACAUACUAAUUACUGAAACCACAGACAAAAAGCUGGUCUCAGUGUGUAUCUAAUUCGCCCCUAGGAUCAUUCAUUCGUUUUUUGAAACUUAAUCAUCAUCAGAUACUACAUAAGUGUGUAUUAAAACGUGUGAACUGAGCUGAACUAUAGCAAUGUGUUGUUGGUAUGGCGUCACAGCUGUAAGCUAGCUAGAGAGACGAUGAGGGGAGAGAGGGGGGAGGAGGGAAGGCGAAGAGGAAGAAGGAGAUGUGGAGAGGGUGGAUAUAAACCUCUGCCCCAAGGACUCUCUGUAGUACGUUGCCAACACACUGCUGUUCGAGGUGUCCUCUGUUGUUGUCACGGUGACCGGUGUCGUCGUGGCGACCGGUGUUGCCAUGGAGGUGGAGAGGGGGGUUGUGGUUUCCUCGGAAACUGCUGGUACGGAAUGAGGGUCGGGGAACGAGGAUCCGUGGGGAGGGGACUCGACUUCACUCGCGGAGGAAGACAGCCCUCCGUUCUCGACC
Molecule: messenger RNA, 2618 nt
Organism: Geodia barretti
Lineage: Eukaryota; Metazoa; Porifera; Demospongiae; Tetractinellida; Geodiidae
Source: the annotation of a GenBank genome assembly